ACUGCGCCGAUGCUGCUCGAGGAUGCACGUUUUCCUCUGUGCUGCUAGCAGCAUGUUGCGGUGAGAUGUCUGCAGACAUGGUGGCGCUCCAGGUGAAAUCAGCCGAGCCGGUCCGGACAGCCGGGAUCCUCCAGCAGAACCGCGAGUUCCUCGACUUCUUCUGGGACUUGGCCAAACCGGACCAGGAGAUCCGGUUGAGGGCGGUGGAAAAUCUAAUUAAAUACCUGAAAAACGGCAACAACGAGGAUGAGCUGGAGUAUACGGUCAAGAGGCUGGUGGAUGGUCUGGCUCACACACGAGAGAUGGCGAGGCCUGGAUUCAGCCUGGCUCUGGGUCAGCUCCUGAGCUCUUUUGAGGACCUCUCUCUACAGAAUAUCCUCGACAGGAUCAACGAGAAGCACGAUGUGCAAAAAGCCAAAAAGAAAUUGAUCAGAAAUGCUGCAUUUGGGAGCUUGUUUGGUGUCCUCGCUCUUCAUCAGUCAGGUCGCCUCUGUAAAGAGCCUCUGGUGGUGCUGGGUUGUGUGCAGCUUCUGCAGAACCUCAGCCAGCACAAACAACAUCUGAAGGACCUGCCCACCAAGACCAUGAUGGACAUUCUCACUGAGGUUCCUGAGAAGGUGUUUGAGGAGGUCCUGCUGAGCGCCCUGCAGGCUGACCUGGCGUCGGCCUUCAAGACCCCGGAGCAGCUGCAGCUGCUGCUGGUGGCGCUAGAGCGCUUCCCGCACACCCUCAAGCCCAAAAAGCUCAAGAAGCUGCUGGGCUCCUCCAACAUCAUCAACAAUGACAACAUCUCCAAGCUGACAGAGGUUCUGAAGAUGUCGGCCCAGUCUGUGAAGAAGGAGUGCAUCCUCCCAGCAGUUUUCCUAGAUCUGCUCAAGCUCUCCCUGAAAGAAAACAGCUUCCAGCUCUUCUGGAAUAAAGCCAUUGUGGAGGGAAUGUUCAAGCGGCAGUCGGGACCCACACACUACGUGAGCUUCCGCCUGUUGGGCAGCGCUCUGCCGUUCCUGUCCUUGGCCCAGCUCGAAGAGGUUUUGCACGGAGAGGUGAUGAUGCACUACGGCGAGCACGUUGUGUCCGCUCAGAAACAAGAGCGCUUCAAGUUGGCACCAGAGAUGGACGCUUAUGUGUCCAAAUUCCUGGAGGGCUGCAAGGAUGCGGACAAGCAGCUGGCGGUGAUGGUGGGUUUCUCCUCGCUCACUCACCAGGGCUACCCGGUGGUGCCGUCCGUGUGGCGCGUGGUGCAACACCUCCAUCCGGCAGCGCUGCGGAGCUACGUGGACUGGCUAAAGAGCACCUUUUUGCACCCAAGGAUGGACCAGCUGCUCAACUUCAGCACCCGCAAGCAGAAGGAGCGCCAGCAAGACCAAGAACAGAACCCUUCAUUCCGCCUGAGGAAGUGGAUCCUGGCCAGGCUGACCUCCAUUGUGGACAACCACCAUGUGAAGAAGGACGAAAAGCUCAUCAUGGAGGUGGCCAGGUUUGUCUUAUUCCACGCCUUCUUCAGCACCAAGAAGACAUGUGCAGACGUUCCAGAGACGGAGAAGACGCUCCAUGUCCCGCUGGACGACUCAACCAGACUAGUGCUGGUCAAUUCCUUCUUUGGACUCCUGCUCUCCAUGCACAACAUGCCUCUGGCUGACGACACAGCAAAAGACCAGGCAGUGAGCCACAAGCGCACGCUAGGCGUAACGGCUGAUGGCACCUUGUGGAUCUACCACCUGGUCCAGUACGCACAAGUCCUGCUCAGCCAGCCCAAAUUUGUGCAGAGCGUCCAGGCGUUCAGUCCUGAGCAGAGGCAGGCCUGGGACAGCAUGCUUCAAUCGGUGGCGAACUUGAAGAAGAAAUCCAAGAAAGGUCACUCGGCGGAGACCAGCGCCUUCCAGCAGCUCUUCCUCUUGGUCGGCCUGCAUCUCUUCAAGGCUCCAGAUGAGCUAUUGGACAUUAUGAAAGACCUGCAGAGCUGUGUGGACAAGGCCCAGGAGAAGACGGUCAAGAAGAAAAAGAAGAAACAAGCCAGCGAACAGGAGGGGGCGGAGCCAGAGUGGGUGGAGGUGCUGGUGGAUAUCCUGCUGUCCCUCCUUUCACAGCCGAGUCGACACAUCAGGCAGGUGUGCAAAACUGUCUUUGCCUCCAUUUGCCCCCAUGUUACCGCCGCCGCCCUCGCAGCCGUUUUGGAUGUUUUGGAUCCAAACCGAGACAGUGAGGAAGACAGCGCUUUCGUCGUCGUAGAGAACAGCGAGAAAGCCAAGAAGGAGAAGAAACUGGGGAAGGAAGCGGAGGAAGAGAAAGAUGAAGAGAUGGAUGAGGAGUCUGACACGUCAGAUGAUGACUCAGAAGAAGAGGAAGAUGAAGCAAUGGAGGAGCAGGAGGUGGACCAAAACUUCAAAAUGGAGUUGAUGAAGGUGUUGCAGCAGAAGAACGCUUUGGCCACAGUGGAGGACGUCAGUGACGACGACGACUUGGACGAUGAUGCCAUGAUGGAGCUGGACAAGAGCCUGUCGGCGCUCUUCUCAGAGCAGAAGAAAAAAACACAGGCAAAAAAGGAUGAGAAGACCAAGCUGCAGAAAGAGAAGACGCUGGUGCGUGACUUCAAGAUCAAGGUGUUGGACCUGGUAGAGGUGUUCGUGGCACGUCAGGCGGGAAGCCCUCUGAUUUUGGGCCUGGUGGAGCCUCUGCUGUCAAUCAUCGAGCGAGGGAUGAGCUCAGGCAGCGAGCAGCAGGAGCAGGACUUUCUCCGCAGGGCUGCGGACAUCUUCAAGAACCAGCUGUGCAGGUCGAAGGUGUACUGCAAGACUGCUGAUGACAGACAGGGGGAGCUCCAUGACCUGCUCCACAAGCUGAUGGAGAAAACGAAGAAAUUGUCAGACUCCUCCGUCUGCCUCUACUACUUCAGUGCCUGUCUGUAUGUGGUCAAAGUGCUGCGAGGAGCGCCGGCUGAUGCCGACUUGAGGUUCGUGGGCAACCUGGACGUGGAGCGAGUCUCGGCUAUCUUCAGGGAGGCGCUGGGCUCCUUCAUGAGCCGCAGGAAGAGCCCGCUGACCGCCCAGAUGUUCACCGACUUGUUCAACAGGUUCCCGGUUUUGUGUGUUCACCUGUUGGACAUGACAGUCCAAAACAUCAUAUCAGGGGUACGAGAGCACCAGCAGGGCCAGGCGUGUGUGUUGGUGCUGCGGGCCAUGCAGAGCAGGGAAGUACAGCAGCUGAUGAGCGGUCCUCCGUGGGCGGAGCUCUGCGCCAGUGUGGCGACUCAGUUGGCCACGGCUCUCAAGCUGUCAGGUCAAACGGAGAGCAAAGUUCUCAGGGAGAAGGUGGUGAAGCUCCUGGAGCUCUGUCAGUUCCUCGUGAAGCAUGUCCAUCAGCAGGUUAAGGUGUCCGUGGACCUGGAGCCCCUCAAGAGGGUCUUGCACUCCCUCACGGACGACCUCACCUUCAAGAAGACGGGCUCCCUGGAGGACACCUACUGGAAUGUGAUGAAACACUUUGGAGUCACGAAGCCCAAAGCAGAAAAGACAAAGCCUGACAAGGACGCUAGCCAGCCAACGCUGCCGCUGCAGCCGCCUGCCAAAAAACAGAAGGGCUUCCUGCCAGAAACCAAAAAGAGGAAAAAACGCGAGCAGCCUGUCUUGGAGCCUGCAAUGGCAGCAGAAACAGCAGGUGUGGACACUUCUGGCCCAGCGGCGCUGAAAGGAGACAACAAGAAGAUAAAAAAUAACAAGAAAAAACAAAAACGGCCGGCAGGUGACGCCGCAGCUUCGCAGGCCAGCCCGGCCAAGAAGAGCAAAACACAGCCUGAGAGCAAGCCAGUGAAAAAGAAGAAAAACAAACAGAAGAAAGAUGGAGGAGGGCGCAUUUAAAGCCUCCAAUCACACAUGGACACCACUGGACUUUUAAUACGAUUUUUUCUUUUGUCCCUCCAUUAUCAGCCUCCUUUUUUCUCUUGUUUUUCAUCGUCUGACCUUGACCGGCUGUCUAUAAGAGUGUGUAGGACGCCAGUGUUGAAAGCUUAUUUUUCUAAUGCGUGAUGCUAUUAUUAGAAAAAAAUCCCAAAACAACUGUCGCCCACAAUAAAUACUUUUCUCCUGCUGGAAA
Dunckerocampus dactyliophorus (ringed pipefish) is the source of this 4089-nucleotide messenger RNA. RefSeq names its product MYB binding protein (P160) 1a (gene mybbp1a). Gene Ontology annotation, molecular function: RNA binding; transcription factor binding; transcription corepressor activity. Lineage: Eukaryota; Metazoa; Chordata; Actinopteri; Syngnathiformes; Syngnathidae. The record is from RefSeq and is a predicted model, not a curated record. The transcript is spliced from 27 exons. Gene Ontology annotation, biological process: regulation of DNA-templated transcription. Gene Ontology annotation, cellular component: nucleolus. The coding region runs from base 66 to 3854 and encodes 1262 amino acids.